GCUCCUUCGGACACAGAGCGUCAGCAACUCCCCGGAGCUUCAAGGAAGAACACUAGGAAUCCUCCUCCAAGGAAGAAAUUUCCGCAUAUCUUGCUUCGUACGAGCAAACAGUUGCUAGCACAAAAACAGUAGUAAGGAUGCGACGUACAAGAUACGUUGCAUUGCCAGUACGGGCUUGGCAGUAUGUCGGCCUCUUGGUGGUAUCCCUCGCCUGCCUGACACUAGGGUUGGUCUCCAGGGAUAAGGAAGGCCGAGCAGGAAGUCUGGCAGGGCCUGAAUUGAAACAUCAGGCUCCUCACGAAGUGGAUGCCUGCCCAAAUUUGAACCCUUUCACCAAGAUGCCUUCUUGCUUGACUUUCGAGCAAGACCAGACCAGGAUUUCGAAGACGACCAGAGAAACUAGAGACUCCAGAACAUCCCUGAUACCAACUGAUCUCAGAAUGUCUCGAUCUCGAAGUUUAGAUCGCGUCUCUAUGGCUCGAUCUCAAACUCGAGUUGACUUUAGGAGCAUGGAGAGAUCAAGCAGGCAGGGAACGAACACCGAAUACAGAAUCCAAGAUCGUACAAGACGUAUGUCCGAUCCUGCGAAUCGACUUUCUCGAUCACUCAAUUCGAAGAUUACAGAGGAAUUUGUAGAACGGAGAUUGCUCAAAAGGUCUACUGACUCAGAUAAACGCCGCGAAGUAAACAGAAGAGUAAAUGAUCGAGAACAUAAUCUUGUACGAUCCACAGAAUCACUUGCUUCUAUCAACUUUCGUCGAGAAAGGAACGAACGAUCUUUGAGGAACGUAGAUACACGUAAUCGUAUGCAGAUGACAAUCAGACGCGAUUCCAGAUUGGACCAAGACCGCAGAUCUCUUACUAGAUUGGAACAACGAGACGUAACUAAUGAACGGCAAAGAAUUAGCCGCUUAGAUCGUCAUAUGGAUGCCAGGGCAAACGAUCGUCGAAAUUCUCCCAUUAGAUCGCUAAGACGUACUACAGAUAACUUGGAGAACCCGGCUCGUGAACGACGUGAAUCUCGACUCGUCCGGACAUCUGAAAUUACUAGGAAUGAUUUAAAGGAACGACGAGUUAGGGAUUUGUCUAACGAUCGAACGUCAGAACAUCGGUCACUUGUAGAUUCUAGGAGAAAUUCAGAAAGGCGGUCUGUUGAUUUUCGAAAUCGCGAAGAGAUUAAGACUGAUCGUAGACUCACCGAGCAAAAAACUAACCGGCGACUAAUGGAAAGGCGAUCCACAUCUGUUGAAUCUCGAAAUCGUGAAGAUAGAGCUGAUCGUAGAUUUAUGGGACAGAAAGAGAAUCGUCGAGUUGUGGAACAGAGAGCUGAUCGUCGAGCUAUAGAACAAAGGAUUGACCGACGUCUUAUGGAACAGAGAGCUGAUCGUCGACUUAAGGAACGAAAAAUUGAUCGUAUCGUACAUCAAAAUAUAGAUCGUAGACUCUCUGAAGAAAGUGAUCGUAGACUUAAUGAACGAAGGACUGAUCGUCGUCUGUUGGACCAACGGGCUGAACGACGACUUAUGGAACAAAGAGUUGAUCGUCGACUGAUGGAACGAAGAACUAAUCAACAAUUCAUAGAACAAAGAGCUGACCGACAACUCAUGGAAAGACGAUCCUCACCUAUCGAAUCUCGAACUCGCGAAGAAGCCAGAACUGAUCGCAGACUUAUGGAACAAAGGACUGAUCGACGACUCUUGGAAAAACGAUUCACAUCUAACGAAUCUCGAGCCCGCAAAGAAACCAGAACUGAUCGCAAUCUUAUAGAGCAGAGAAUUAACCAUCGAUUUGUUGAACAAAGGGCCGAUAGCAGCAGACUUACAGAGCAAAGGACUGAUCGACGACUUAUGGGAAAACGAUCCAUAUUUGUCGAAUCUCGAAGCCGUGAAGAAGCCAGAACUGAUCGCAAACUCAUGGAAAAAAGAGCUAACCGAUUAAUCAUAGAACAGAGAGCUGAUCGUCGAUUUGCGCAACGAGGAGCUGACCGCCAACUCACAGAACGUCGUCUCGCAAAGCCAGAGCAAAGGAUUGAUCGACAAGACUUAACUUUAAGACGAUUCGACACUAGAUCACAACGAAUUGGCGCUACGCUUACUCGUCUUGCGAAUAAUAUUCGAUCUAGCCAAAAGGAACAACGAUUCGCUGAAAGAAUUCGAGAUAAAUUUGCAAACGAUAUCAGACGAUCACGCUCUGCAGAAAGGGAGCAUAUUCGUUCUGUAGAUAGAGAUUCUCGUUCUCGAAGACAACCAAUAGAAGAUACAACUUUCCUCCGAGGACAACGCUCUCAACAACGCAAUUUUAGAAUCCCCGUUAAUGCACCUACAUUAGCAGUACGAGAGAAAGGUCUGACUCACAGCAAUGAUUUUAUACCCAGGAUGAAAAUUUUGGGUACCGCAAACUUCCUGAAACGAGAGAACUCCAUGAAUCUAAACACUCUGACAUUUGAAACGAUUCGUCAGGCACUCAUAAUUGGACUUUGUACAAUGUAUGGAUUAUCUAUUUUCUAUGGCAAACGUUCUUUUAUUAGGAACUUCGUAGGACAGGCACCACAGUUUACUAUAUGGUAGGAUUCUUAUCCAACGAAUAAAACAACGAUUCGCUACUUCCAAGGCCUGCUUUUAGUCGUUGUCCUUGUGUAAUAUUUUCUUGCAUUAUAGAGCUAUGCAUUGUACUUAAUGAGAAUCUGUAUAUUAGUGUACAGCUGAUAAAUGUAUCCUGCAUAGAGAUAGAAAUGUAUUGCAUGUAUUUAAAAAGAUAUAUUUUAUCCGAAUAAAUUGUUCAAAUUAAAAUCAAA
Messenger RNA from Frieseomelitta varia, 2794 nucleotides. Its product is annotated as trichohyalin-like. The transcript has 5 exons. Lineage: Eukaryota; Metazoa; Arthropoda; Insecta; Hymenoptera; Apidae. The record is from RefSeq and is a predicted model, not a curated record. Bases 138 to 2567 code for a protein of 809 amino acids.